This is a messenger RNA of Selaginella moellendorffii, 2718 nucleotides long. Its product is annotated as delta-aminolevulinic acid dehydratase, chloroplastic. The record is from RefSeq and is a predicted model, not a curated record. The transcript is spliced from 8 exons. Lineage: Eukaryota; Viridiplantae; Streptophyta; Lycopodiopsida; Selaginellales; Selaginellaceae. Gene Ontology annotation, biological process: heme biosynthetic process; RNA modification. Gene Ontology annotation, cellular component: cytosol. Bases 806 to 2629 code for a protein of 607 amino acids. Gene Ontology annotation, molecular function: RNA binding; protein binding; porphobilinogen synthase activity.
GCGAGCUAUACGCAUUCUCAAGGAUAAAUACCCCGACCUGGUGAUCUACACGGAUGUGGCACUGGAUCCAUAUUCAUCUGAUGGUCACGACGGAAUUGUGAGAGAAGAUGGCGUGAUCAUGAACGAUGAAACUGUCCAUCAACUAUGCAAACAAGCUGUUGCUCAGGCUGAGGCUGGUGCUGACGUUGUGAGCCCGAGCGAUAUGAUGGACGGUCGUGUUGGUGCGAUUAGAACAGCUUUAGAUGAAGCUGGAUACCACGACGUAUCGAUCAUGGCAUACACCGCCAAGUAUGCAAGCGCGUUCUAUGGUCCAUUCAGAGAAGCUUUGGACUCAAAUCCCCGUUUUGGAGAUAAGAAAACAUACCAGAUGAACCCAGGCAACUACAGGGAGGCUCUUCUCGAAGUACACGCAGAUGAAUCCGAAGGCGCAGACAUACUCAUGGUGAAGCCGGCUAUGCCAUACCUCGACGUGAUCCGACUUCUACGUGAUACAUCAGCACUUCCCAUUUCAGCUUACCAGGUUUCUGGAGAGUAUUCUAUGAUCAAGGCAGCAGCAUCGCAAGGCAUGCUGGACGAGAAAAAAGCGGUUUUGGAGUCUCUACUUUGCAUCAAGCGAGCUGGGGCCGAUGUCAUUCUUACUUACGCCGCGUUGCAAGCGGCCAGAUGGUUGUGUGGUGAGAAAUAAGAAGAAGAAAAUGAGACAUCAUUCACGGGAGAUGGAGGAAGCGGCCGGAUGGUUAAAUAAGAAAACGAAGUUUGCUUCGCGGGAUAUGGAGGAGCCAAAGGUCUUCUUCUGAUGGAAUAAAUGCGUGAGCUUUCCACGGGCAGUGUGAAGGAGGAUCUAGCGUCGUUGGUGGCAUCGUGCAAGGAUUUGUCGCAGGCCAGGCAGCUCCACGCUCGAGUUCUUUCCAGCGAGCAGCUCUCGCAGGAUAGGCAUCUCUGCAAUCUCUUGGUGAAAAUGUAUGGCAGAUGCGGGAGCGCCCGUGAUGCGUUUGAUGUCUUUCAAAGCUUGCACUCGAGAGAUGUUUUCUCUUGGAACAUCAUGCUGAAUGCUUAUACCCAGAAUGGGCAUCUUGAGACCGCAAAAACGUUUCUAGAGAGCUUUCCAGAAAAGAACGUAGUUUCAUGGAACACCAUCUUGGCUGCUUACUCAAACCAUGACUGUGUUAACGAAGCUACCCAGUUUUUCAAUAAGAUGCCUGCAUGGGACACAGCUUCAUGGAAUACUUUGAUCACUGCAUAUGCCAGAGGAGGGCAUAUGGAUGCGGCAAAACUUCUCUUUGACAAGAUGCCGGAGUGGAACGAGAUCACCAGCAUUGCCUUGAUCACUGGAUUCGCCAGCUCCGGAAGCCUGCAUUCCGCAAAAUAUGUCUUUGAUUUCAUUCCAGAGUUUGCUCCCGCGGCAGCAAUGGCUCUGAUCGCGGCAUACGUGCGUACAGGCCACCUCCACGAAGCCAAGCACAUCUUUGACAAGCUGGAGCAGCCGAGCAUCGCAGCAUCCACUAGCAUGAUCACUGCUUACGCGCAAGAGGGCGAUCUGGAAAGAGCCAAGCAAAUCUUUGACGGGAUGGAACUCUUGGACGAGGUUUCAUGGACUGUGAUGCUCCAGGCGUACGCACAGCGAGGAAAGAUGAGAGAAGCCAAGCGCUUGUUUGAUUCUAUCCCAGUUCCGGUGGACAAGGGCCGCGAUCUCGUGGCGUGGAGCGUGAUGCUGCUGGGCUACACACAAGCAAGAGAUGUUCCUCGGGCGAGAGACUUGUUUGAGACAAUCCCACGGAGAAAUGUCGUGUCCUGGACGCUCAUGCUCCAGGCUUACAUCGAAGCCGGGGAGUUUUCCAACGCCAUCGAGCUCUUCAAUUCCAUGCCCGAAAGAAACGUCGUGUCGAUGACCGCCAUGCUUGCUGCUCACGCCGGGCGACAAGACUUGGAAUGCGCAAAGUUUAUGUUUGAUUCCAUGCCCGAGAAGAACUUGGUCUCGUGGUCGGCGAUGCUGCAAGGCUACGCUACCAGCGGUGACGUCCGAGGAGCAAAGAUCUUGUUCGAAGAGAUGCCGUGGAAAGACACAGUUGCCUGGACAACCAUGCUCCAAGCGUACGCUCAAGCUGGUCACUUAAGAACUUCCUUGUUCGUGUUUGAGACGAUGCCCGAGCGAAACGUUGUGUCGUGGACAGCAAUGAUCUCGGCUUUUGCUCACUCUGGCAACCAGAUGGAUUCGAUCCAAAUUUUCCACACGAUGAACUUGGAAGGAGUGAAGCCCGAUGAUAUAUGCUUCGCCAGCGCUCUACUUGCUUGUAACCAUGUUGGAUUGCUCUACAGAGGCCAUGGUUAUUUUACCUCGAUGAGAAGGGAUCACGGGAUUGCUCCAGGGAGAGAGCACUACUUUAGCAUGGCCGAUAUUCUUUGUCGAGCAGGACGGCUCGAGAGUGCGCAGGAACUUAUACGUACCAUGCCUUUCGUGCCGGAAGUCUUGCACUGGGGAUCGCUGCUAAACGCGUGUAAACUUCAGGAAAAUACGAAGAUUGGGAACAAAACUGCCAAGCAUCUGUCGACUCUGGAUCCCAACGACGCUGCUCCUCACGUUCUCUUGUCAAAUCUCUAUGCUUCUCUUGGGAACUUGGGUAGAGCUUAGAUCAAACAACACUUGUUUAUAGUUGUAAGACCACUUUCAUGUCAAAAAUCUCUUGAUCAUUCGGGGUGAUCUCCUGACACUCUUUUGGA